Messenger RNA from Balaenoptera ricei (Rice's whale), 762 nucleotides. RefSeq names its product centrosomal protein of 78 kDa-like. The transcript has 6 exons. The coding region runs from base 415 to 762 and encodes 115 amino acids. Lineage: Eukaryota; Metazoa; Chordata; Mammalia; Artiodactyla; Balaenopteridae. The record is from RefSeq and is a predicted model, not a curated record.
UCGGGCGCGCGCGGGCCUCGGGCACUUUCUGGGGGCUGGCGGGCGGGCCGGGCGGCCGUCCCGGUCCUCGGGGGCGGCAGCUGGCCCGGCGUCGGGCUCCCCAGUUUCUGGUACCGAAGCGCAGACGGGUUUCCUUGUCGGAGCCACGCACCGUUAAUGUAAGGCCGUAGUCGUUCAGAAUUCUUUAUUUUGGAACUUCCAUUACGUGGGCGGUCUCUGGUGCUUUCUAUAGAGGAAAGAAGAUAACUCACACAUGGCUUCUGCCUAAUGAGCCGUCUAAGGAAGAAAAACAGAAAGUAAUUGGGAGUUUCAAGUUGUUUCUCAAGUGUCACAACAGAGGUAACCCCGUGGGAGUCAUGAGGAGACUAAAAUUAUCUCCAAUUGUGCAGGGCUUUCCAUUCAUCAAAGCUCGUGAUGUAUGUAAUCAGGUGCAGGUCCAUCAGAAUUUCCUGUGACUGUGACGGUAGAGAGUCCUUCCUCCUCAGAAAUCGAAGAGGUCGAAGAUUCCUCAGAAAGUGUUCAGGAAGAGCCAGAGAAAAUCAGUUUGAAACAAGAAGCAUUACAGGCCUUCAUGCCCACUCAUUGACAAGCAUGAUCCUGGAUGAGGAAGGUGUUUUGGGCAGCACUGAGAAUUCUUUUCAGAAGUUCCAUGCUUUCUUGGAUCUCCUUAAAGAUGCUGGUUUCAGAAAAUUACAGGUGAUGCUGGGCUUCCUUUGCCUCUCGACUCCUUCCAUGUCCCAGUCUCUACUCAGGAGGCCUUAG